UUUACUGAUGGGAAGUGGAAGCACAAGCUUUAUCCCAUUACAAGUUAGGGAUCCAAUCAGCAAGCCAGCAGUUCCAUACAUUGGUGAAAUCCCAGGCAGUGUAAAACAAGAUAUGGCGAUAGUUUUCCAAGGAACUGUUCCUGUAGAUGCAACUAGCUUUGAAAUUAAUUUCAUGACUGGACCAACAGAAAAUUAUGACAUUGCUUUCCAGUACAACCCUCGCAUUGGUGAUUGUACUGCUCUAAAUAGCAAAAGAAAUGGAAGCUGGGAGACACAGGAAAGUGCAUGUCAUAAUCCUUUCACCAGAGGAGGAGCCUUCAUUAUUCUAGCAGUCAUCAAUUCUGAGGGCUAUCAGGUUUAUGUGAAUGGCAUAAAACACUGCACAUUCACACACCGCCUUCCCCUAGAGAAAGUUUCCAAUAUUAACAUUCGUGGAAAUAUUUCCCUUCUCGUCUGGGGUUUGAUUGAUAGCUGGAGCACAACUGCAUCCUCUACAGAACUGAAGAAAAUCACAAGCACUUGGACCUCAACUUCGAUAUCGACAACCUCUCCUUUUGAGAUUUCAAAUCCAGUCAGUAAGCCUGCACUUCCCUAUGUGGGCACAAUCCAAGGAGGGUUAAAACCAGAUACAGCUAUAUUCUUACAAGGGACUGUUCCUGCAGAUGGAAAGAACUUUGAAAUUAAUUUCAAAACUGGGCCAACUGAGGCUGAUGACAUUGCUUUCCACUACAAACCUAUCUUUGGUGAUUGUACUGCUCUAAACAGCAAAAGAAAUGGAAGCUGGGAGACACAGCAAAAUGAAUCUGAUAAACCCUUCACCAAAGGAGGAUCCUUCCAGAUUUUUAUUGCUGUGAAACCAGAUGCCUAUGACGUCUACGUGAAUGGUUCCAAACAUUGCACGUUCAAACACCGACUUCCUCUAGAAAAAGUUUCAACGUUAAAUUUCAAAGGAGAUGUUUCCCUCUUCAUAUACGGCUUGAUUCAGAAAUGGACAAGUCCUUUUGUCUCCAUCAAGGAGAAGAAAACUUUACUGAUGGGAAGUGGAAGCACAAGCUUUAUCCCAUUAGAAGUUAGGGAUCCAAUCAGCAAGCCAGCAGUUCCAUACAUUGGUGAAAUCCCAGGCAGUGUAAAACAAGAUAUGGCUAUAGUUUUCCAAGGAACUGUUCCUGUAGAUGCAACUAGCUUUGAAAUUAAUUUCAUGACUGGACCAACAGAAAAUGAUGACAUUGCUUUCCAGUACAACCCUCGCAUUGGUGAUGUUACUGCUCUGAACAGCAAAAGAAAUGGAAGCUGGGAGACACAGGAAAGUGCAUGUCAUAAUCCUUUCACCAGAGGAGGAGCCUUUAUUAUUCUAGCAGUCAUCAAUUCUGAGGGCUAUCAGGUUUAUGUGAAUGGCAUAAAACACUGCACAUUCACGCAUCGCCUUCCCCUAGAGAAAGUUUCCAAUAUUAACAUUCGUGGAAAUAUUUCUCUUCUCGUCUGGGGUUUAAUUGAUAGCUGGAGCACAACUGCAUCCUCUACAGAACUGAAGAAAAUCACAAGCACAUGGACCUCAACUUCGACAUCGACAACCUCUCCUUUUGAGAUUUCAAAUCCAGUCAGUAAGCCUGCACUUCCCUAUGUGGGCACAAUUCAAGGAGGGUUAAAACCAGACACGGCUAUAUUCUUACAAGGGACUGUUCCUGCAGAUGGAAAGAACUUUGAAAUUAAUUUCAAAACUGGGCCAACUGAGGCUGAUGACAUUGCUUUCCACUACAAACCUAUCUUUGGUGAUUGUACUGCUCUAAACAGCAAAAGAAAUGGAAGCUGGGAGACACAGCAAAAUGAAUCUGAUAAACCCUUCACCAAAGGAGGAUCCUUCCAGAUUUUUAUUGCUGUGAAACCAGAUGCCUAUGACGUCUACGUGAAUGGUUCCAAACAUUGCACAUUCAAACACCGACUUCCUCUAGAAAAAGUUUCA
Clarias gariepinus (North African catfish) is the source of this 1960-nucleotide messenger RNA. RefSeq lists its product as uncharacterized. The record is from RefSeq and is a predicted model, not a curated record. The annotation marks the transcript as partial. Lineage: Eukaryota; Metazoa; Chordata; Actinopteri; Siluriformes; Clariidae. The transcript has 16 exons. Gene Ontology annotation, molecular function: carbohydrate binding.